GUAGUCCAUCACCAAUUUCAUUACGUCUUUCAGGCUAUUCAAAAGAAAUGACUGAUAAUACCUCAGAAAAUCCGAAGGGACAUUGUCAUGAAAAUGUAGACAUUUCAGAAUCAGACAAGAAUAUCGAUUAUCAGUUUAACGGAGUGGAUGAGAAGUUACAUUGUUUGAAUACACUUCAGGAAUACAAAUCAUUCGAAAAAAUAUUUUCGAAAACAUUGAAAAGUUAUCCACUAUCUCUAAAAUCAAAUUUACUUAAUAAUAUCGGUACACUGCCUGCAGCUAUGAAUACUGUCUCCUCUUCGACACCCUCCACUUAUUCUCCAUCUGUUUUCAAAGAUAUAAAUACGUCAUUGGUAGUGACCUCUUCAACAUCACUAUCUAUCUCUUCUACAUUCCCUACUACAUCUACUGCUUCUGUGCCUGUCACUUCCCCUUGUGCAUCAGUUUGUUCAGACAUUAAUCAACGUAAAUUUUUGUCAAGAUUCAAUCAAAUUUGUCUGUUAAAUUCACGCCUUCCUAACUCGUUACCACCUAUUCCUCCGAUCUUUUUCAAUCCUACAGACGAUACAAUUAACAAUAAUUUCAAUCAUAUCAGUAAUAAUAAUACAAACAAUACAAAUAAAUUUUCCACCAGUAAUUUUUACGAUUAUACAAGUAUACAGAAUGAUGGACAAGAAAGACAACAACAGUCACUUUCACAUAGUUUUGGAGCAAAAACUAAUAUUAACUAUUCUCAGCCACAUAAUAUUUCUUUAUCAUCAUCUCUUCCUUGCAAAUCUCCCAGUCCAUAUUCAUUAUCUUCAAAAUCAUCUAUAUUUUCACCAUCACAAUCGUUUACAUCAGUCAUAGGAAGCAUCGAUUAUAAUAAUGUUAUUACUACUGCUGCCAAUAAUAGUAUUGACCAUAACAAUACUAAUAUGACAACUGUAUGUAGUUCACAAAAUAAACAUCACCGUCCACAACAAAAUCUACCCAAUUUAAAUAGUAAACAACAUCAUAAUCACAUAAGUUACAUAAACAAAUUAUACGAUAAAUUAAACGCAAGUGAAAAUCUACUCAAUAUAAAGCUUGACAAAUCACUAUUAUUGAACGAUAAUUUUAGUAGUGAAUCAACCAGUGGGAUCACACUAUCAGAAUCUUAUCAAAACCAACUAAUUAAUUAUUCACAUGAACUACGAAUGACAACAACUUUAACACCGGUACAUUUACGUAAAGCAAAAUUGAUGUUUUUCUAUACACGAUAUCCUAAUUCAACACUUAUUAAAAUGUAUUUCCCUGAUGUAAAAUUCUAUAAAAAUAAUACAGCUCAAUUAGUGAAAUGGUUUAGUAAUUUUCGGGAAUUUUACUACAUUCAAAUGGAGAAAUAUGCACGAGUUGCCAUAUCUGAAGGAAUACGUAUUGCUGAUGAAAUUCAUGUGACAAUUGAAUCUGAAAUCUACAGAGCUUUAAAUUUGCAUUAUAAUCGUAAUCAACAAUUAGAGGUACCAGAUCAUUUUCGUAUUGUUGUUGAAGCAACAUUACGUGAAUUUUUCAAUGCACUUUAUACUGGUAAAGAUUCAGAACAAUCAUGGAAAAAACCAAUUUAUAAAGUGAUAGCUAGAAUGGAUCAACCAGUUCCAGAAUUUUUCAAAAGUCCUAAUUGGAUGGAUCAAUUAGCUGAUGGAUAAAUGAGAAGAAAAACAAAGUAAUCAGUUGAUUACUUAUUAUUAUGUUUUAAAUUACAAAAAUAUCAUAUAGACGAAUACCUACUUGACUAAUAAACAUGAUCUUCAUAAUUCAAAUAACAGUUUCAUCACCUGAAAUCAUUAUGAGUAUAAUAUAUUUCAUUAUACAACUUAGAAUUUAGUAAACAAC
Schistosoma mattheei is the source of this 1854-nucleotide messenger RNA. The record is from the annotation of a GenBank genome assembly. Lineage: Eukaryota; Metazoa; Platyhelminthes; Trematoda; Strigeidida; Schistosomatidae.